Sparassis crispa is the source of this 2151-nucleotide messenger RNA. Its product is annotated as Probable ubiquitin carboxyl-terminal hydrolase. The record is from RefSeq and is a predicted model, not a curated record. Lineage: Eukaryota; Fungi; Basidiomycota; Agaricomycetes; Polyporales; Sparassidaceae. The coding region runs from base 1 to 2151 and encodes 716 amino acids. Gene Ontology annotation, molecular function: cysteine-type deubiquitinase activity; cysteine-type endopeptidase activity. Gene Ontology annotation, cellular component: cytosol; nucleus. The transcript has 6 exons.
AUGCUUGCUUCCCCAAUCCUUCCUUCACCCGGCUUCUCGGAAGAGGCCACCCAAUACCGCCCGGCUAAAGACAUAGAGGCUUUUAACAGCCUGCUGCCACCGCCGAUCGAAUUCGUUGAAGGAUCGUCGACCGGCGCGUUAGCCAUCCCAGAGGGCAAAUACCAGCCCAUCAACGCGACACCGAAGCCUACAAAAGUGGAGGGCCACGAUGCGAGGAAAGGGCUCCAAUCCACCCCCGCAAAGUCCCCCAAAGCUCCGAAGGCGUCGAGCAGCGUUAGCAAGCCUCUGUACGACGGGGCCAUUCCCUCGACAUGGCCGGAGGGUAUGAGUAUUGGAUCGGGCCUAAAUAAUACAGGGAACACCUGCUUCUUAAAUAGUGCACUGCAGUGCCUCAUCCACACGCCUCCCUUGGUCCAUGUCCUCAUGGCUCAUAGCAAGACCGAUCCUUGUCGCGUCCCCAAGGCGGCGUUCUGCAUGUCUUGUGCCCUUCGACAAGUGAUGUACGAGUCCCAUUCGAGUCGACGUCCAUUUACCCCCUACCCCAUCACGACUAAGUUGCAGGUCAUCGCUAAGCACCUGCGUAGGGGAAGGCAGGAGGAUUCGCAUGAAUUCCUCCGCUAUGCUGUCGACGCCUUACAGAAGUCGUGUUUAGCGGGUUACGGAACUAAAAUAGACCACAAGCUGGCCGAAACGACGUGGGUCCACAAGAUCUUCGGUGGCCAGCUACGAUCUAGAGUGCAAUGCCUUCAAUGUGGCUACAACAGCGACACAUUUGACAGCAUCCUCGACCUCAGCAUUGAUAUCUACGGAGUCACCGGGUUGAAGGAGGCGCUGCGGAAGUUCGUCGCCGUGGACCAUCUAAAGGGCGCGGACAAAUACAAGUGCGAGAAGUGUAAAAAGGCAGUGACUGCCGACAAGCAGCUCACGAUCCAGCAGGCGCCCAUGGUGCUCACCAUCCACCUGAAGCGCUUCUCACCGAUGGGCCGCAAGAUCGGUCACGUCAUCAAGUACGAGGAGCAUCUCUCCUUGCAGCCGGUGAUGAGCGACGGGCAGCACGGCCCGUCGUAUACGCUCUUCGGCGUGAUCUCGCACGCCGGCAGUGGCCCUAACUCUGGACACUACUACGCGCAUGCCAAGGGCGCGAACGGGCUGUGGUACGAGAUGAACGACGAGUCUGUGGUUCGGUACACGGGUGUUCCCACGAGCCUGAAGAACGCUUACAUGCUGUUCUAUGUGCGGGACCGUGGUCAAGCCCUCGAGGCCGUCCUGAAUGCCCCCGCCCGACCGCCACCACCUCUGCAGAAGGCGGGCAUCAUCGCGUCGAUGAAGAAGAGGAAGGUCAUCGAGAGUGACGAUGAGGAGGACGACGUCCCGAAGGCCAAGCGGCCGUCCAUCGGCCCCCGCCUUCCAUCACCACCGCCGUCGUCGCCGUCAGCCUCAACCUCGUUCAUCGGGCCGCAGCUCCCUUCAUCUCCAAUCGGCUCUAAGGUGAAGGCCACAGAGGCAAAGCAACAGACCGGCGAUCCACAGGCGGAGCGCCUCAAGAAGAAGAUUGCCGCUGUCUCGCAGAGCCCAGGACUUGCCCUUCAGAGUUUCGUCCAAUAUGACGAGAGCGAUGAUGACAUCGGUGAGAAGGUGGAGGAUGUGGAAGUUGGCGGUAAGAAGGUGGACAAGGAGGACGCCGCUGAGGAGACGAAGGGCGAUGCAGCCGAGUCGCAGGAACCCGCAUCCUCAGCUGCGGCGCCACUUUCGACAGUGUCGCCGCCAGAGCGUACGCGAUCAUCGCCGUUGCCACCACCACCACCAUCACGGAAGUCUGCGAUCUCCGCAUCCGUCCCCACCUCGAGCUUCUACGGGACCCCAUCGGGGAAGUCGUCCUCCAGCAAAAAACGGAAGUCACCCGAGCCCGACCACGACGACGAUGACGAUAGCGACAGAUCACUCCACAAGUGGGCGCGCACGCCAUUGUCGCCCGGGCUCUCGUACUCGAGCUCAGCAAGGGAGCGGCGGGAGUCGGCUCCCCGGCAGUCGGGCGGGUCUGGCGCGGGCUUCAACCCGUACAGUGGCCGGAUGAGCAGCAACCUGCAGCACAGGGAGAGGGACCCGCCGAUUCAUCGAUAUGGGCGGCAGAGGCGGCGGUUUGCCGUUUAG